AUGGCCUGCAUCGGUGUUUGUCUUGGAGAUGAUCCGCCGAUCUGCCCGGCAGCCACCCCAACCGGCGCUCCUCAUUUCCUCCGGCCGAUCCCUGCAGAUCUCUGCAGUGCCACAUCCCUCCAUCCCAUCCGAAUCUGCAAUUUGCCCAGCGUUGCCCGCAAUCAGAUCAUCGAUGUCGUCAUGAGCCCUGAUCUCAUGUAG
Messenger RNA from Puccinia triticina, 201 nucleotides. RefSeq lists its product as uncharacterized. The transcript has a single exon. Lineage: Eukaryota; Fungi; Basidiomycota; Pucciniomycetes; Pucciniales; Pucciniaceae. The coding region runs from base 1 to 201 and encodes 66 amino acids. The record is from RefSeq and is a predicted model, not a curated record.